Macrobrachium nipponense is the source of this 2110-nucleotide messenger RNA. Its product is annotated as arrestin homolog. The transcript is spliced from 3 exons. Gene Ontology annotation, molecular function: G protein-coupled receptor binding. The record is from RefSeq and is a predicted model, not a curated record. The coding region runs from base 116 to 1255 and encodes 379 amino acids. Gene Ontology annotation, biological process: G protein-coupled receptor internalization; signal transduction. Lineage: Eukaryota; Metazoa; Arthropoda; Malacostraca; Decapoda; Palaemonidae. Gene Ontology annotation, cellular component: cytoplasm.
GUGCUUCAUCAUUCACUUGGAACUCACAAAGCGCAGCCACCUUUUGCACACUAUAAGUUGCUGCUAGACGUGCUGGUGAAGUUCCGGGCCGAGGGUUACCUUCGAAAAGAUCCCCAUGGCUGAAGUUGUUCAAGUGUUCAAGAAGACCUCACCCAAUGGCAAGGUGACUGCAUAUUUGGGUCGGCGUGACUUCGUUGACCACCUAACGCAUACAGCCCCCAUCAAUGGCGUGAUACUGAUAGACGAUGAUUACCUGCAAGGCAGGAAAGUGUUUGCGAAAGUCAUCAUCACCUUUCGAUAUGGACGGGAGGAGGAUGAGAUGAUGGGCUUGCACUUCACCAAGGAGUAUGAGCUGGUCACCGCUGAAAUCACCCCCAAGGCCGAUGACGUCCAGCUCUCCGCCGUUCAGACCCAACUGAUCGAGAAGUUGGGGCCAUCGGCAAGACCGUUUUCGGUGGCGUUGCCCGAAAAUGCCCCUACGUCUGUCUCCUUGGAACCUGGAGAUGGCGAUUCGGAUAAACCACUUGGAGUUUUAUACGAAUUAAUGUUUUUUGUGGGUGAAUCUGAAGAAGAAAAUCCACACAGACGAAACUCUGUCGCCUUUUCUGUUCGAAAAGUCCAGUUUGCUCCAUCGAAACAUGACAACAGUCGCCCUUACACUAUAGUGAGCAGGAUCUUCACUAUAUCCCCUGGAAGUCUGAAUCUGGAAGUCGCGCUUAAUCAAGACAUCUACUUGCACGGGCAUCCGGUGGAAAUUUAUAUCAAAGUUGAUAAUAAAUCCAAGAGAACAGUGAAGAGUGUGGUGGCUCAGGUCAUUCAGCACGUAGAGGUCACAAUGACAAGCUCUCAAUUCAGCCGCGUCGUGGCCUCCAUUGAAUCUCGGGAAGGAUGUCCCAUAACCCCAGAUUCGACGUUAGAGAGAAGCAUCGAACUCAUGCCGUUAGCUUCAAACAUGAGACGCUUUGGCGUGGCCUUAGACGGACGAGUGAAGGACGCGGAUGCCAAUUUGGCCUCAUCUACGAUCGCACCAACUGGAAAAGAUAUCGAAGAUGCCCUUGGUAUCAUUGUCUCGUACUCUGUCAGGAUCAAGCUCCUCUGCGGUGCCAUCAGCGGUAAUCUAUCGGCCGAGGUGCCUUUCAAGUUGAUGCAUCCCGACCCAGAAGCUCAAGAGACAAAACCAGAGGAGACUUUCAAGGUUACUGAAUUCAGUUCCAUUCGCCGAGGCAAAUCAGUGGAUGAAGUCGAAGAAGAGUGAAGUUCAUACAAGAUGUUUUCGAGAUAUCUGGGGUAUUCCUUUUGGUUAUCAAUCUGCAGUAUUUUGUUUUGCAAUAGAUUCACACUAGACGGAUUGAGUAUCUCAUUUUGAGAAAAGGGAAUAGUAUUAGAUGUUAUAAUUAUCUCUGAAAAUGUGUUACACACUCACUGAACAACAAAAUAAUUUUUCAUCGCCUUUGUAACGGCAUUGUAAUGUACCUUUGUAUCGUAAGUAUUGAAUGUGGUAGAUACAACAAUUGUAUUUUGAAAAACUUCUAUCUUCUUUUCAUAAUUUCAUCAUUGUUUAUUAAAAUAUGCCCUAUCAUAUCCUCGCAUUCCGUAUGGCUGUUGUGAAAAGUUGGAUAUCAAAUGUAUUUUUCGUACAUAACUUAAGGAAUGUUCUUAAGUAAAAAAAAAAAAAAAAAAAAAAAAAAAAAAAAAAAAUACUGCAGCUAGUGAUGACCGUGAUUGAAAAUAUAUCAAAAGUUGUGAUUUGAUAAGAGCACAGAGAAAUAUUUCUACAAUAUUCAUUUUAAGUAUCUUAAUUCUAUUAAAUAACACUCAAUCUGUUCAUAUUUUAAAGUAUCAUUACAGUAUUAUUGCACCAUUUGCAUAUGUAAUAAAAAAUGUUGUAUGUUCUUGGUAAACCUUAUUGAAAACUUUACAAAUGCAAAAUUGGAAUGAUAAUUAAAAAUAAAUUUUGAGUUACAUUUCUCACGAAUAUCAAAGUUUUAGUUAGAUGUGAUCUUUACGGUUAUGCCAAGUGGAAUUCAUAAAAGCAAGCUUUAAGAAAAUGUUAUUCGGUAUUGCUUCAGUCAGCAAGUGGCUUAAGCGAAACAUUAAAAGUAAGAACUUA